AUGCCCGCCGUUUCAAUUGAAUCGUUGCGAGCUCCUCCUUAUCUUCUCGUUCUCGUUCUCAUUCCACUGUGGUUGCUAUGGCCACACACAUUCCAUUAUGUUCUUUGGGCGAUUGCACUCAUUCUGACGACUGUGCUGGCACUGGUCUUUUUCAACAUUGCCGUAUUACUUGUAUACAUUCGCUACUUUUUAUCACCCACCAAGCACAAGCCUCAGGACUUUAAGCCAUUACGUUUUGCCAGUGAACGGAUAUGGGCGAGCAUUGAACAACAACGACAACAAGAGAAUGACGACGAUGGGACAAACACGCCACCACCACCAUUGGAUGUGGCACCAGAGUCAAAAGAGGUUUCUGAUGCAUUCGAGCAACUCUUGUCCUACGUGUUACGCGAUUUUAUCGACUAUUGGUUCGUGUAUGUGGCCGGGCCGCAUGAGAGAUCCUUUCGCAAAAAGGUGGAUGAAUUGAUACGAUUAUCGGUGGUGGCAUUGAAGAAGCGAGUUCAAGAAGCCGAUCUUGUGGGGAUCCUUGUCAAUCGCCUUGUUCCCAUCAUCACUGCUCAUAUUUCCGAUUUUCGUGCAGCCGAGAUUGCACUACGAGGACGCUCACUAGAACGCUCGGUGACCCAGUCGGAUGAACUUGAUUUGCUAUUGGCGUCGCAGUUUCGGAACGGGCGGCUGCAUUCCGCUUUGACAACAGCUGCUGUAACCACCAAACCCACCGAAGUCGUGCAUUUACGCAAAGUCAUUGAACAUGUCAUGCCAUGUGUGAUGGACCAGAAGGAAUUAUCCAGCACCCCUGUAUCGGUUCUUAUUCGUGAAAUCGUUUCAUGCGCCAUUCUUCAACCCGUCAUUGAUAUGGUGGCAGACCCAGACUAUUGGAACCAGACCAUUGACACUUAUUUGGGCAAAGCUAUUCGUGAACAGAAAAUGGUGCACAAGCUUCGUGAAGUAUUGAAUCGUCAUUCCACCGAACUUGACUUGGAAGAAGCCCUUGCUGCAGCUAAACCACAGCCCUCGCCUAUCAAUGGAGGACCAAGACGCCCUAGUCGUAAUCGUAGCCGGCCCGAAUUGUUGCAAGCGAGUUCACUCUCUUCCAUCUUUGAUCAAGCUGAUAAUGAUGCCUUUUCUCGUAUUCGUAUGGGCAAACGAUCGUUUCAAGAGUUUUUGAGAAUGAUUGAGGAUGAAAAGAAUUUGCUCGAGCUCAAGCGUGUUCGCAACGACAUUGUUACACAGCUACGGAAAAAGCGGGUCCAGAUCCAUGAUCGAGAUCCUGAUGAAGUGAUGGAUGGCGAACGUGUUGGCGAUAUCACGAUCUAUUUGAAUCGUCUCAGUGUUGCCAAGAGACGUGUUGAUAAGCGCAUUGCAUUGCUCACGGGUCAAACGUAUGAUAAGGGUUUCGGCAGAACAUUCUUUGGUGGAUCUUCGCAUCGUCGACGCAGUGAAGCUUUUCCGAGUCAACCCUUUGGAUACAGCCUUGAUGAUAUUCUCGCCAAUCCUGCCGGCUUGUCCUAUUUCAUGGAGUUUAUGGAUAGGCGAGGUGACAUUAUGAAAUUACAAUUCUGGUUGAUCAUUGAAGGAUUCAAGAAAAGCGACCCAUCAUCACAAUCAGCAUCCACCUUUUUGCAAGAUGUCAAUAUGGUGUAUACGAUGUAUCUUAUGGAGAGUGCGCCGCAUCGUAUCAUUUUGCCCGAUCCUCUUGCCGAUGAUUUACAUGAAGCCAUUUCGCGUGCUGAGCAUGCUAUUCAAGAUUCCCCUCUCGAGAUACCCCACGCCGUACAGCGCAUGCGUUUACGGCUUUAUGAGAUCCAGCGCCAUGUGUUUUAUCAGUUGGAAAAGGAUCAUUUCCCUUAUUUCAAGAGAUCCGAUUUGUAUUUCAAGUUCCUUGCAUCAACUCCCAAUGUCAUUCAAGAACCAGCCAUACACGAAGAUAUGUGUAUCGAUGUAACCCCCAGCAACCAAUCGAGUACUGGAAGCAUCAUCAAUGCAAUGCGACCGGUGCCAUUACAAAGAACAUCAUCUGCAAGCAUGAACAAGAACAAAUCAUCAUGUUGGGAUGAUGUUCCACUCGAUCAAGCAUGUCGUGCCGAAUCAGAUACAGAAAUCAGUAAAGGCAAUCGUGCCAAGAAGCAGCAGCAACAGGAUCAAGUUGAGAAAUCAGCACGUGGAGGACAUGCGAGAACCCUAUCAGAGACAGCACAUGGCGGUAUUGCACGUUUCUUCGAAUGGGGAAAGACUUCAGCCAAUGAUUGGUGGGGUGGAAAUGAAUCCAACAUGGAUGAAGAGAACAAUAGCAAUAGCAGCAGCAGCAGCCCAAGGCAAUCGCUUCAAUCAUUUGAUACCGAUGAUUUAUCCACUGAGGAUGAUGAGGAUGAUGACCAAUCCACCACUGCUGUGGAUGAACAUAUACCCCAACAAGAAGACGAGAUACCACCAUUAUCAACAUCAGCUACAUCACGACAUCCACUUGUACGUACAAAUACAGUGAAAGCUGUAGAGGCUGAAUUACAAUCCAUCAUUGAUUGGGAUGAUAACACUGCCACUACCACGGAUGACAAUGCCAAGGUUGGGAAAAGAAAGAUAUCUUCAGGAUCAUCAACGUUAUCAUUUUCACCACCACCGACACCAUCUCCCAAAAAGCAAAUCAGCUCGCCCCUCUUGUUACGUGAUCCUCGUGGUGCAAAGUCAACAACAGCUGUGCCUGUUCAACAUGGAGUGACGUUGCAAUCAUGGGCCUCUUCCACUGGUUCGAGCGUUAUACGAGAAAUAUCAGAUGAUGCGCAAGGAUUUGAUGACCAGAAUAUAUUGAAAACGAUGUCCAGUGAAGAUGGCAGUAUACAACAACAACAACAAGAGCAGCAUACAAAAUCACAUACGGCAAACGUUCAUCUUGCUCCACCUGGUGAUUUGAUGUUGUCUUCAGCCAUUGAGCGAUUAUCGGAUGAAGUGGAAAAGCUUAUGCAACAACAAGCCAUUGUGGAUCAGCUGAUCAAAAAGGCAGAAGCUAGCAACAUGGGAGAGAAGUUGAGGAUUCUCAAGAAAAGCAAAGCCAUGUUUAGGCAAGAGAUCCAGCAGCUAGAAUACCAAAAGAAUCAAUACGAGGCCCAAGAAUCAGAAAAUGUCCUGAUACCUCAUCGAACAAGGGUUAGUGUGACAAGUUCGACUAUUGGCAAUGAUGCUGCUGGGGAUUUUGCACUUUAUGUGAUCGAGAUACAACAGCUUGGGAUUGAAGGGAACUAUAAUUCUGGAUGGAUGGUGGCUCGACGCUAUAGCGAGUUUUUCGCAUUGCACACCAAGUUGAAGGAACGCUAUGCCAUUGUCAAGAGCUUGGAUUUUCCUGCAAAAUGGCCAUUGUUACGACUCCAAAAGGGAUUUGUGGAAGGACGCAGGGCAACAUUGGAGCGAUAUCUACGUCGAUUAUUGGAGGAUCGUAAUAUAUGCCAAAGUCGAGAAUUACGUGCGUUUUUAUCUCAACAAAGUGUACAUGGUGGAUUUGAUGGCGUUGUUCCAUCUCGGUCUACAGGAAUGAAAUCCUCUGAUUUACUCAAGCAACAACUGCAACCAUCCUCCAGCACUUCAAGCACAGCAUCAUCCAAGAGCUUUCAACGAUCCUCAGGCAACAACAAUGAUAUCAUGCCAACUGAGCAAGCACUUCAAACAGGGUUUAUGCGCAAUAUCUACAAGUCUGUGGCAGACGGGAUUGAUGAUUUAUCUGUUGCGCCGUCGAUGCUCGAUUUCAUUACACAGCAACUGGUUGGCAAGCAAUUUGUUGGAUUUAUUGAUGAAGAGGCGAAUACAAAGGAGACAAAUGACGCUACUGGUUUCCAUGCAACCACCCCUGCUGUUCCUCCUGAUUUCGUUGAUCCGCUCAAGGCACAAGCAGAAGAAGCAACCAAUUUGACAGAGUCCCUUUGUGAUCUUUUUGUGGAGAUGUUUGAACUCAAGGAAAAGAACAAUUGGCUUCGACGACAAGCCUUAGUGAUCAUCCUACAGCAAAUCCUUGGUGGCACUAUCGAAAGACGAUUACGUGACACAGUGGUUUUUCUGGAAUCUGAACCCAUGAUCGUUUUUUACCUUCGCAAGAUCUUGGAUAGCUUGUGGCCUGGUGGUCAAUCGCUUACGUUUAAGCCUCCACGACAACCCGAUGAGAAGCAGCGUACCAAAGAGGCGGCGAAUCGAAAGUUGUCAACAUGGUUACCAGAUUUGAUUGGCCAGAUGGUAGGACGACAAAAUGCAAGACGAGGUGCACGACGAUUGUUUACGGUGCUUCAAAACAAACGAUUGAACCAAGAUCUAUUAUAUACCCUUUUUGACGAGAUCGUUUCAGCCUUAUUCCCAGAGAUUGAUCUUUCAUCUUGUAAAGUAUAG
Molecule: messenger RNA, 4365 nt
Organism: Lichtheimia ornata
Lineage: Eukaryota; Fungi; Mucoromycota; Mucoromycetes; Mucorales; Lichtheimiaceae
Exons: 7
Coding region: 1-4365 (1454 amino acids)
Cellular component (GO): intracellular membrane-bounded organelle
Molecular function (GO): phosphatidylinositol binding
Source: RefSeq, a predicted model, not a curated record